AUGGUGCCUACGAUGAUUGACCCUGCUGUUGCAUACCUGUCUGAGGAAGGAUACGAUGCAACAGCGCCCGACGUCUGGCUCAAGGCGGCGAAAGGUAGCGACUUCUCCGGAGUCGUAUGGCCUGGUUCGCCGGCACUUGUCGAACCUUUUUCUUCACAUGGUAGACAACUGGCUAUCGCUUCAGACUGGUUAAAUCCCGCUGCACAACAGUAUGCAACUCCUUCUGUUUCACCGUACUCAAGUUCACGCACUAUCGAAACCUAUCCGAUACGGAAGAGGGCCGACAUGAGUAGCUACAACGCGCUCAAUCCGUACACCAUAAACAACGCUACGGGGGCGGCGGUGUCGAACGGGACGUCCUACAUAGGUGAGGUGAUCUGGACAGACCCGAGCUGA
Sparassis crispa is the source of this 396-nucleotide messenger RNA. RefSeq lists its product as hypothetical. The coding region runs from base 1 to 396 and encodes 131 amino acids. Lineage: Eukaryota; Fungi; Basidiomycota; Agaricomycetes; Polyporales; Sparassidaceae. The record is from RefSeq and is a predicted model, not a curated record. The transcript has 4 exons.